AUGCAGGGGCUCAUGAACGGCGCAGACUGCAGCGCGGGGGCCAACCCCCUCAACCAGGUUCUCAAGCGCGAGGGUGUCGACAACUCGCUUUUCCGCGAUCGCAUGGGCACGCCCGGUGCGGGCUCGUCGGCACAGGCAGCCUUCCGUCCGCUGCAAGGCUCGUCGCAGGCCGGUCCCGCGCAGGCAGCACAGGUUCCGCACCCAUUCAAUCUCUCGCACUUGUCGCAGGCGCUCAGCCAGCCAGGCCCAGUGCCCCUGCCAGUGCAGCAGGGCCCCGUGCACCGCGCAACUCCCGACUUGUCAGCUGAGUGGGAGCGAUUCCAGUCCCGUCCCGCACAGGGGCAGUGGCACCAGCCUGCGGCCGCGAACAACGCGUGGGCCGAGUCCUUUCACCAAGGCAAGGGUAAAGGACGCGCCGCACCUCCGCCUGCACAGGAGUACCAGCACCAGCAGCACACGCCAAUGAUGGGUAUGGGCGGUAUGGGCAUGAUGAUGCCGGGUAAUCCAUUCGGCGGAGGCCUCCAGACAUACCAGCCUCAGUUGCAGCCAAUGUACUCGCAGCCUCAGCAGAUGGCGCCCGACCAUGCCAAGAUGGAGGCGGCAUUCGAGCAGGCGCUUGCAGACGCGCGCGCACAGAGUGCGCCUGCCCAGGAGAAGGAGGAGGUGAAGGAAGAGGAGAAGGUCGAGGAGCCGAAGGAGGCUCCGCCCGCCGAGGAGCAGACCGACUUCAAGGGCGACCUCGAGGCUGUGUGGGAGAGCCUCAAGCCUGAGGCUGAGCGCUUGAACCAGCUCGCCGAGUGGGAGAAGGAGUUUUCGCAGUUUGUCGACGGCGAGGACGACACGUUCGAUAUUCUCGAGCGCGACCUGAACCGCUCGGACAUUGGGCAGACGCCUCUCGACGAGCAGAUGGAGUUUGGCACGGGCUCGGGCCUCGAAGGCGACUUCACGGCGGAGAACGGUCUUCCCCCGCAAGUCCAGUACCACUUUGCGAACCCGAACAAGUUCGACGUCAUGUCGCCAGUGCAGGCAUGGAACGAGGCCAACCGUCUGCUUUCAGCUGGCGGCUCGCUGUCGGACUCGGCACUCAUGAUCGAGACGUUCCUGCGCCGCGCAACGGACGUUGAGUUCGAGCAGACGGGCGUGACUCGCGCCGCGGCGUGGGCGGUGCUGGGCCGCACGCAGGCUGAGAACGAGAUGGAGGACAAGGCGCUCGCUGCCUUCGAGGAGGGGCGCAAGACGAUAGCGGACAACCCAGCGGCACGGCAGGUCGCCGGCGAGUUGCUGACCAACCUCGCCAUUUCGUACGUCAACGAGAGUCUGGAUCUCGCCGCCCUCACCACCCUCCACCAGCUCCUGGAGACGCUGCACCCGACGCACGCGGGACAGGCACCGAGCCGGUCCGAGUUCAUCGCUUCGGACAACCCGUGGGCGCUGCACCAGCGCAUGACGAACCAGUACCUCGCGCUCGCGCGUGAGCAGUACGCGAGCGCGGGGAAUGUCGACCCCGACGUCCAGGUCGGCCUCGGUACCUUGUACUACAUGCAGGGCGAGUUCGGGGAGGCGCGCUCGUGCUGGGUCGCGGCGCUCGGCGAGCGCCCCGACGACUACCUUCUCUGGAACCGCCUUGGCGCGACGCUCGCCAACGGCGGCGACCCUGAGGAGGCGGUCGACGCAUACCGCCGCGCGCUCGAGAUCAAGCCGACGUUCACGCGUGCGAUCGCCAACCUCGGUGUCGCGUGCCUCAAUAUCGGCGUGCACCGCGAGGCGGCCGAGCACUUCCUCGCCGCGCUCGCGCUUCAGCCCAACGAUGGCGGCGGCGGCACCGCCCCCGAGGCCUACUCGCUGUGGGCGACGCUGCGCAGAGCCCUUAUCGCGCUCGACCAGCCCCAGCUCGCGGAGCAGGCGCGCCCCGGCACCGACCUCAGCAUCUUCCGCAACGCCGGGUUCGACUUUUGA
Messenger RNA from Cutaneotrichosporon oleaginosum, 1956 nucleotides. RefSeq lists its product as uncharacterized. Gene Ontology annotation, cellular component: peroxisomal membrane; cytosol. Lineage: Eukaryota; Fungi; Basidiomycota; Tremellomycetes; Trichosporonales; Trichosporonaceae. Gene Ontology annotation, molecular function: protein binding. Gene Ontology annotation, biological process: protein import into peroxisome matrix, docking. The record is from RefSeq and is a predicted model, not a curated record.